This is a messenger RNA of Octopus bimaculoides (California two-spot octopus), 3995 nucleotides long. RefSeq names its product DEP domain-containing protein 7. Lineage: Eukaryota; Metazoa; Mollusca; Cephalopoda; Octopoda; Octopodidae. Gene Ontology annotation, biological process: intracellular signal transduction. The record is from RefSeq and is a predicted model, not a curated record.
CACUCGUAACAGUCUCAACGCAAAGAAUUCUGGGUAAAAUUACCUGGAAGGAAAUUUGAAUUGUGUUCAUGUGAAAUGCAGCAGCAGCCGAUUUAUCCGAAAUUAACUCGUUUCGAGCGUGGACUUCCCCUCAGAGAGUCCAGAACAUAUGCUCCAUUCAGAGCCACUCAAAUAUGGAAUUCUAUUGUGGCAUAUUUAAAAGAAAACGUUGAAGUGAAACGGCGACGCCAUAUCAUGAAGUACUACAACAGCUGUUUCACAGGCUGCUCUGCUGUGGAUACAGUGUAUGCUUACCUGACAACUGAUAAGGAGGUAUUUAGUGGUAACAUAUCACGAGACAAGGCUGUCAAAGUUUGUCAGACAAUAUUGGACAAAAAGAUCUUUGAAGCUGUCUCUGUAUUUGUACGAAACAGCUACACUAACUCUUCAAAAAAGCCAAUAUUUGAGGAUAGCAACAGCAAGUUAUAUCGUUUUGUCCAGAACACCAGUUCACCUACAACCACUUCACAACAAAAUGACUCUAUUUCUUCAAUAGAAGGCAUUGAGCUUGAGGAAAAUAACAAAAGUAUGGAAACAGAUCCUAUAUCUCGCAGGAUCUCAUUGGACCCAAGCCUUAUCUUCCAUUCUAGAAAUACAGAUGAACCAACAACUCCACAGCCACUUAUGCGUGUGCGAAGUACAGGGUCAAUACAACUUUUCCAAAGUACUCCAAUUACAAAGAAACAAGAAAGUACUUUAUCAGUUGGAUUGAAAGACGAUGUUCUUCGCCAGGUAUCACUGUGUGAACUGUUGCGUUUACUUGAUAUCCACAUUUUAGAUGGAUUUCUUGCACAUUUACACAUGGAAGAUGGUUCUAGGCAGAAUGGUUGGACAAACUAUGGACUUUCAUAUGCAACUUGUGCCUCACCAAUGUUUGGCAAAAGAUCACAUGACCCUUUUUUAACAGCUGCUAUGGACUGUCUAGCAACUUCCACACAAGACUUACCUGGAUUGAGAAAAGAAGGUUUCUGUGUACCACUCUCUUUAGAGGAGAAACAGCAUCUAUUUGAGACAGUUGUUAACCAUUACAAAAAUUUAGAUGAACCUCUUCUAUCAUCAUGGGACUUAGACUUUCAUUUAUCUAUUCGGAACAUGAUUCUUAAUGGAUUUGAAGAAAAGGCUAAACAUGCUUUUCAUCUGUAUUCUCUCAUACUUCCAAGAUUCCAGAAAGAAAAACUUAUUCGAAUUCUGAAUUUUAUUCAAAUAGUAACACACGAUGAAGAACUACAACAGUGUAGUCAGAUGUACAGCACUCAUCCAGUUAUACGAGUAUUCACUGAUUCCAUUUUAAGGCAUCCCCUUAUGGCUCAUGAACUUGCUGUGAUUGUUGUCAGUUUCUUCCUUGAUAAUUAUGGACUGCUCUCAGACCCACCACCCAAAUAUAUUCAAGAUAAUGUGAAUCACAUUUUAAGUGAAAUUGAAGCUGGAAAGCAUGUUCCUUAUCAGCCUCCUCGCUUUAGCCGUCCAGUGUCUGUGGUGGAAUAUGAGCAAGUUGGCCAAGAAUGCACCAACUCUAGUCUAGUUCUGAUGAUGAACAGUAUCAUUGACAACGUUCAGCUUUCACUAAAAGAAAAGAAAUCUAAACUGAAACAUUUCCAGAAACAUCAUCCUGAACUCUACAAAAAACAUUUUGCUAAUAUGGUCUAACAAUUGAGGAAAUCCACAUUUCUUUUAUGAAAUAUUUUUUCCUACAAGACAUUAAGUUCACAUUGUAGCCAAUGUUCUUGUGUAUUCUUCUAGUCAACUUUGUAAGCUAUUCAGUAUUAUGUUACUAAGGAUUGAUAAAUUAAACUUGUUCUAUAAGAGGCAAAAAUGAAUUUCAUAGUACUAUGAUUUUCUUAUUCAAGAUCAGGAUAUUUUCUCUAAUGUAAUUUGUAGCAUUGCUAACCUAUGAAACUGAUAACCAUGGCAGAUGUAGUGAUGUUAGCAACACUGCUACUAUGCCAAUCAGAUUAGCUCAGUAACAUCAUUGUUAUUAGCAGUUUUGCCAUCAUGUCAAUCAAGAUUGCAAUGUCUGCUUUGUCACCUUAUGAAGUAUAAAGUUAGCAAUACCUCUAUCAUGUUGAGUAGAUCAUCUUAGUAACCUUGAUGCUGUUAGCAACUUUGCCAUCAUGUUCAUCAAGACUGGUGGUUGUGAUGCUGUUAGCAGUACUGCUAUUUUGCACAUCAGAUCACCAUAGCAGCUGGGAUUUGUUAAGCAAUGUUUAUGAAAAUGAUAAUGAUUAUUGUGGUAAAAUUCACUGAUAUUAUAAUAAUGCCCUAGCAUAAAAUGAAUUGAAAUAAAUGACUUUUUAUUUAGGAGAACGUCUUUUUUUUUAUCAGGAAGUGAAUAAAGGUUUUUAUCUCUCACCUGCUUUCUGUUGCAUGCAUGCCCAAAAAUCUUUUGUAAAGCUUAUCUUUUAUAGAUAUAAUGAAAAGGCAGCAGUGUAACAAUAGUAAUGUCCUUUUAGGGUCAUUAAAUACCAAACAUGUACUGGCAUCAAUUCACCAAAUUAUAUUCUUCCUUUAUAAAAUGUUGACUGUCAGUAAUGAGAAAUACUUAUACUGUUGCAUAUACAAGCUAAUAUAUGCAGUCUUCACACAGUAUCUCAUUCAUAUGUACAUGGUCUAAGUUCUUCUUCAUUCAUGUGGUAGUAGAUAUGUGUAUUUAGUCUUUCAUUCGUGUUCUGUUUCAAGUUAAUUCAUGUAACAACUCUGUUAGUAACUAUAGCAACUAAUUCAGUCCUAAAAUCUAAAAUUACAUUUUCUAUCAAGGAUUGACUUCCUUUUUAUAUUCACUCUGACAUUGAACAAAAAACUUCAUUUGUUUUUAUGUUAUAAAUAAAUUUAUGAAAUCUUAAUAUUUAAUUAUUUUGAGUCUUUUAAUAUAAGGCUAACAGCUAUAGUUUAUAUCUGUUAAUAUAUUCCAUAUUUCGGUGAUUUUUUCUUUUUCUCAUAGGGAGAGAGACUAAAUUUCAUAUUUUGUCACAUAUUUACUGAUAUUUUCUUUGUCUAAAGAAGGUAUCCUUCUUUAUGCUCAUCAGUAUUUGCAUUGUUUUAUCUGUUUCAAACUUUUUCCUAGUUUGAAGAAGUUUGUUUCAUAUAUAAAAUUUCUUUUGAACUUCUUUGUGUUGGCCUCAAUUUAACCUUAGCUCCUUCACAACCUGAACAGUUCUCAGAAACUUAUUUACUAGCUGUCUCAUUACUAACGUGAUUAUCAAGUGAUAUACUCUCUGCACAAAAAAAAAUCUUUUACGUGUCUUAUCAGUAUAGUCAGGGCCAGUCUUGGGAAGUGUGGGGCCCAAUUGGGUGAGGUAAGGGGGGGAAUUUCCAAGGGUCCAUCCUACCCCACUGCACUCGGAUUUCCAUGGAAAAAAAAAAAUCAUUUUCAGCAUAUUAGGACAUGAGACUAGUUGAUAGCACAAGAAAAAAAAAUUAGGAAAAAAACAUCUCCCACCAAAGCCAAGUUAAGUGUUAAAAAGUAAAAUUCACCAAAAACUUUUACCAUCAGUAAGCAAAACUACAACUAAACUAUGCUUUUUGAAAAUAUUCUGGCAACAAUUGGAAAGAAAUUUAACAAGGUCCCAAAGAAACUUUUAUCAUGAUGUUACGGUGAAAGAGAUAUACAUAAAAUGAAAAUUAAUGAUUAGAAUUUUUCAGAAGCUAGUUACCUUAUAAUUUUUUCAAUAACCUCUGUUGUAGAAAACAGUCCUAUUUCUUAGCUAUAUGUUUCUGGGUUUAGCACCACUGUGUGAGAUCAAAUGUCUCCUACUAUAGCUGUUUUUGUGUGUUCUUGAAUGGCUUACAAAUAUUUUCCAUGCUGCAUUCAUUUUUAUUUUAUUUUUUGCUUUCUUUAAUACACACACACACACACAUUUACUCUUUUACUUGUUUCAGUCUUUUGACUGUGGCCAUGCUGGAGCACCGCCUUUAGUUGAACAAAUCGACCCCAGGACUUAUUCUUUGGAAGCCUAAUA